UGGACUUAGGCAGACCCAGUUAUGUCGAAGGAGGGCUGGUUGUGGGGGCUGGGUUCAGGGCUGCUGCUGCUCUGGCUGAGCGCCUUGGUGAGGCCUGCGCAGGGUGGCCGGGUGCUGGUCAUGCCUGUUGAAGGCAGCCACUGGCUAAGCAUGAAGGUGCUGGCGACCGAGCUGGCCAAGAGAGGUCAUGACAUGCUGGUCUUGGUACCCGAGAACAACCUCUUGAUAAGGAGUUCUGAGCUUUUCCGGACGGAGACCUUCCCGGUGGGGAUCUCCAAGGAUCAGCUGUCCACCAAUUUAAAGGAAUUUCAGAAUGGGAUCUUCACACGUAGUCCUGCGCUGCUUGACAUUUUUGUCCAAGUGGAGAGGUUGCUGAAUUUCACGGGAACGCAGGUGCAAGGAUGCGAGUCGCUGCUUUACAACGAACCUUUGAUGGAGAAACUUCAGGAGGAGAAUUUCGAGUUGGUGCUCACGGAUCCCUUUCUUCCGUGUGGGACUAUUAUCGCUGCUAAACUCCGUCUCCCUGCUGUCUACUUCCUACGCCUUAUGCCAUGCGGCCUUGAUAUGUUGGCUUCACAAUGUCCUUCUCCUCCAUCAUAUGUACCGCGGUUUCAUUCCGGCAGCACUGAUCGUAUGACAUUCGUCGAGCGCGUUAAUAAUUUUUUCAUGAGUGGCAUUGAGUUGGGCCUGUGUAAAGUUAUGUACGCCAGUUUCGAUGAACUUGCCGCCAGGUACCUGGGUGAGGAUGUGACGUACCAGGAACUCAUCGGGCGGGGAGCUGUCUGGUUGCUUAGAUACGAUUUCACUUUUGAGUAUCCCAGACCUCUCAUGCCAAAUAUGUUUCUCAUUGGAGGCAUCAACUGUGCUAAGCACUCCAUACUUACAGCAGAAGUGGAGGAGUUUGUGGAAGGUUCAGGAGAACAUGGUAUUGUCGUUUUCACCCUGGGUUCUCUCAUCGCCUCUAUGCCAAAAGAAAAAGCAGAGGUCUUCUUCAAGGCUUUCAGUAUGAUCCCACAGAGGGUCCUGUGGCGGUAUACGGGGGAGAUUCCCGAGAAUGUCCCGAAAAAUGUCAAGCUGAUGAAGUGGCUUCCACAGAAUGAUUUGCUUGGUCAUCCCAAAGCAAGAGCCUUCAUCACUCACGGUGGAACACAUGGUAUCUAUGAGGGCAUCUGUAAUGGUGUUCCCAUGGUCAUGCUUCCACUUUUUGGUGAUCAGGGGGACAACGUGCACCGUGUGGCAUCUCGAGGAGUGGGUGUGAUUCUCAACAUCCAUGAAAUCACUCCGGAAUCACUGGUUGAUGCACUCAACACUGUUAUUACAAACAGCAGUUAUAAGGAUAAAAUGAAGAAGCUCUCGGCUCUCCACAACGACCGCCCCAUGCAGCCCCUGGAUCUUGCAGUCUACUGGACAGAAUUUGUAAUGAGACACAAAGGAGCGGAUCAUCUGAGACCUGCUGCUCAUGACCUAAUCUGGUUUCAGUAUCACAGUCUGGAUGUGAUUAGCUUUCUUCUCUGUGUUGUGUUGAUUGUAUCACUAGCGAUGUUGAAAGGCUGCACGUUGUGCUGGAGAAAGUGUUGCCGGAAAACACAGAAGAGGAAGGCAGAGUAAACAUAUAGUGGUUGUAAAUAAUGACACUAUGUUUUUAUAACUUUUAUGACCGUUCCAUUGAUUUCUUCAUUUCAUAAUAACAACGCCAAACCUGUUUCUCAGUAACACUGAGCCAGUUUAGUCCUAAAGCUGAAGUUUUGUAAACAAGUAUCACAUUUCACUAUUUUCAAGAAGUUUCAUUCAACAUGCCAGCAAGGGCUUUUUAGUUGUUAGCGUCAAACGCUUUCAGUUUGAUGUCACAGAUCCCAUUUUACCUAUAGUUGUACUCAAAUCUGUAACGCAUCAGUGUUUCAUGACUUUAGAUAACAAAAAGGUUUUUCUACAAAGUGAAAUGGAAUGCAAAACUCUUAAAGCUCAAUACCUCAAAACUGCUCAGGAUGCAAAUAGAACAAUGAAUUGUGCUCUUUAUGAAUACUAAUAACGUGCGGAUGAUAAUCACAAAUCUUUUUUUUUUAAUGAAAGAACACCUUAAUUUGUACCUUUUUACGUUCUGAAAAAUUAGACUUGCUGAACUGGAAGAAUAAAAUAGUACAAUGUAAAAAAAGUAAAAUGUUGGGGAGAAGUCACAUAUGGUCAAGUAUAAGCAAGUCCCAAAUCUUAACCAUCAAGUCUCGAGUCAAAUCUCAAGUCAAAGUUUAGACAAAUCAAGCAAGUCAUGAUAAGUGUCCUGAUAAGUUUCAUAUCAAGUCGCUGUACUAAAAUAAACAGAGGAAAUUUU
This is a messenger RNA of Triplophysa dalaica, 2326 nucleotides long. RefSeq names its product UDP glucuronosyltransferase 1 family, polypeptide B1 (gene ugt1b1). Bases 22 to 1608 code for a protein of 528 amino acids. The record is from RefSeq and is a predicted model, not a curated record. The transcript has 5 exons. Gene Ontology annotation, molecular function: UDP-glycosyltransferase activity. Lineage: Eukaryota; Metazoa; Chordata; Actinopteri; Cypriniformes; Nemacheilidae.